AUGCUGUUCCAAGAUCGGAACAGCGCUCUGGGAGCCCAAGAUGUACUAGAAGAAGCACGCGCGCAGGCACAGCCGAAGCAAGUGAAGGAGGAAACUAGUAAUGCCCGGUCGCACACGCACAAGACGAAGAAAACCCAGACACCUCCGCGAGUAGAAGACCAACAAAGCCGGAACAGCCAGAAAGAGGCAGAGGCCAUCGUGGAUGAAGCAGGAGUGCGUUCUGUGUACCCACAGAGCGCGCGCAGUUCGAGACUCUUGCAUUGGCUAAAUCGCGACCUCAGGGCGCUGCAAGAUCUGCGGAGGCGGUCGAAGGACGGCGAGGAGACGGCUUCAGUGUUGCAUAGACAUCGGAGCGAUCGGGGUCGCGACGGCGAGAAAGCAUCAUUUGUGAACGAAGAGACGACUGGCGCCUCUACGUCCUCCACAACAAGUACGACUGGUGAGGAGAAUACGCAAGAACAAGACUUUGUCAUCUUAUUCCCGGAGCGUCGUGCUGAAGACGUGCAUCAGCAGUACGCAGAUCGAUUGCGCGACAGUCUGUUUUUCUCUCAGCGUCAGCCUCCAUCGCAUAAAAAUGACAGCACGAUACAGACAAAAUCAAGCUUCGAUACGACAAAAUUCAGAAACAGAGGAUACGACAAAAUCAAAAUGAGAACAAGAAGAAAUGGAAGAACAAGAAGGGAAACAGGAAGAGACGAGGCGAAGACUUUCGACGCGGCAGAUCAACGCAUGGAAACCGAGAUCACUCGUCGGGCGACGAAAUGGGAACUAAUGCCGUUGAAGGAUUUGGAUGACUUGGUCAACGAGUUUGUAAACGAAAUGGUAUCGCAGCGUUACAUUGCAGGACGCAAGCUGCGACAGCGACUCACGCAGACCCUUCUUCGCGCAAAGGCCGCUGAGGAACAGCGACGCGCAGCCCUUAGGAGGCGCAACCAAUCAUCCUCUUUCGAGUCUCAGAGUGGCAAUCGCAAUGGCAGGUCAGAAGCUUCAUCAUCCUCGCGGAGUCGACUCAGAGGAAGCAAAGUUGAUGUCACGAGUAGAACUGACCAUACACGUAAUCGUAAAAAUCAAGAACAAGAAAGGGAAUCCUCGUCUGACGAAGAUGCGCAUUCUCGUGAAGAUGAACAUGCAACCCUCCUCGAAGGGGCUCAACUACUGCUAGAAGAAGGGAGUUUUGAUAUCGAACGAGCU
Amoebophrya sp. A25 is the source of this 1191-nucleotide messenger RNA. The record is from the annotation of a GenBank genome assembly. Lineage: Eukaryota; Dinophyceae; Syndiniales; Amoebophryaceae.